Carlito syrichta (Philippine tarsier) is the source of this 2008-nucleotide messenger RNA. RefSeq names its product asparaginyl-tRNA synthetase 2, mitochondrial (putative) (gene NARS2). Bases 291 to 1724 code for a protein of 477 amino acids. NCBI's taxonomy places the organism in Eukaryota, Metazoa, Chordata, Mammalia, Primates, Tarsiidae. Gene Ontology annotation, molecular function: nucleic acid binding; ATP binding; asparagine-tRNA ligase activity. Gene Ontology annotation, cellular component: mitochondrion. The transcript has 14 exons. Gene Ontology annotation, biological process: asparaginyl-tRNA aminoacylation. The record is from RefSeq and is a predicted model, not a curated record.
CGCGGGGCGGUGGUACGCUCCAGCUGCUGGCUGCGAGUGGGUCCUUUUUGGCGUUUGCCGGGUGUACCGUCUCCAUUCCGCCCUGUUGGGAGGAGGACGCGGAGGAGGGGUUCUGUGGGGGCAGAGCUGGGAGCCCCGAAGAAGAAGGAGCAGCCGGGGGGCUCUGGAGCGCUGAGGGGAGGGCUGCGGCCUCGAGCAAGGGGGGCAGCCGAGACGGGCGGACUCCUGCAGGCAGGGUCCGAACCGCUGGGUUCUGGGCUGGUCCGGCGGAGGGCCGGGGCAGCCUCGCGAUGCUCGGGGCCCGGUGCCUGCUCCGAACCCUGCGCUCCUGUUCCUCCGCUCCCUGCCCUAGGCACAAACCUUCAGCCAAACUGAGCGUGAGGGACGCUCUCAGGGCCCAGGACACGAGUGGGGAGCGCGUUAAGGUCCAGGGAUGGAUUCGUUCAGUCAGAUCCCAGAAGGAAGUCUUGUUCCUGCAUGUAAAUGAUGGGUCAUCUUUGGAAAACCUUCAGGUUGUUGCAGAUUCAAGUUUUCACAAUAGAGAAUUGACUUUUGGGAGUUCUGUGGAAGUCCAAGGGCAGCUGGUAAAAAGCCCAUCCAAAAGGCAAAAUGUGGAAUUGAAAGCAGAAAAAAUUGAAGUUAUUGGAAAUUGUGAUGCCAAGGCUUUCCCUAUCAAAUAUAAAGAAAGGCAUCCUUUGGAAUACUUGAGACAAUACCCUCACCUCAGGUGUAGGACCAAUGUUCUGGGUUCUGUACUGAGGGUUCGCAGUGAAGCUACAGCUGCCAUUCAUUCUUUCUUUAAGGACAGAGGCUUUGUACAGAUUCAUACCCCUAUAAUCACAUCCAAUGACUGUGAAGGGGCUGGAGAACUUUUUCAAAUUGAACCUUCAAGCAAAAUAAAAGUACCUGAGGAGAAUUUCUUCAAUGUUCCUGCUUUCUUAACUGUCUCAGGACAACUUCAUCUAGAAGUGAUGUCAGGAGCUUUUACUCAAGUGUUUACCUUUGGUCCAACAUUCCGAGCUGAAAAUUCUCAGAGCCGUAGACACCUGGCAGAGUUUUAUAUGGUAGAAGCAGAGAUUUCAUUUAUUGAGAGCCUUCAAGAUCUCAUGCAGGUUUUGGAGGAGCUCUUCAAGACUACAACAAUGAUGAUUCUCUCAAAUUGUCCUGAGGAUGUUGAACUGUGUCACAAAUUCAUAGCUCCUGGCCAAAAGGACAGAUUAGAACAUAUGCUAAAAAACAGCUUUGUAAUCAUGUCUUAUACCGAAGCGGUAGAGAUCUUAAAGCACGCAUCCUACAACUUCACCUUCACCCCAGAGUGGGGUGUUGAUCUACAAACUGAACAUGAAAAGUACCUGGUGAAGCACUGUGGCAACAUACCAGUCUUCGUCAUUAAUUAUCCAUUAGCACUAAAGCCUUUCUACAUGAGGGAUAAUGAAGAUGGCCCUCAGCACACGGUUGCUGCUGUUGAUCUUCUGGUUCCUGGUGUUGGGGAACUCUUUGGAGGAAGCCUCAGAGAAGAACGGUACCAUUUCUUAGAGCAGCGCUUGGCCAGAUUAGGACUUACAGAAGUCUACCAAUGGUAUCUGGACCUUCGUCGAUUUGGAUCUGUGCCACAUGGAGGUUUUGGAAUGGGAUUUGAACGUUACCUGCAGUGCAUCUUGGGAGUUGACAAUAUCAAAGAUGUUAUCCCUUUUCCAAGGUUUACUCAUUCAUGUCUUUUAUAGCUGGAAGAUUGGUUAAGGAAAAGCACUCCAUGGCAAAGGCACUGCACAUGAAAUGCAUACAGGAGAAUGCACGUUUGGAGUUUAGAAAUGCAAGUUUCGAUAUAUAAUUGUGUCAUAAGAUAUGACAUAUAAAAAUAGAAGUGAUUAUGAUUUUCUUAGAAAGUUCAGGGCAUUUCAUGGAAGGAUGAACUCCAAGAAGAGGUACGUAUAGCAAGUGGACUCUCAAAUGUAUUACCUCAAGAAGAAAUGAAGCUGGACUCAGUGGCUCAGCCUAUAAUCCCAGU